Molecule: messenger RNA, 1341 nt
Organism: Thalassophryne amazonica
Lineage: Eukaryota; Metazoa; Chordata; Actinopteri; Batrachoidiformes; Batrachoididae
Gene: twist2
Product: twist2
Exons: 2
Coding region: 330-824 (164 amino acids)
Biological process (GO): regulation of transcription by RNA polymerase II; developmental process
Molecular function (GO): DNA-binding transcription factor activity, RNA polymerase II-specific; protein dimerization activity; RNA polymerase II transcription regulatory region sequence-specific DNA binding
Source: RefSeq, a predicted model, not a curated record
AACUGGUCCCUCCUGUUUAUUAGCGGACCAAUCAGAGGUGGAUUUCAGCUCCCCCUCCGCCCUCAGAACUAUUUAGCAUCUGAAAGUGGGAUGAAGUUUCCCAAAAAAGUUGAAGGAAAAAACUUAUUGCAAAGGAAGCGUUUGGAAGCAGUUUCUUGUCGGAACGCUGCGUAAAAAGUGAGACGUCUCCAAAACAAUUCUCCAUCUCCACGGAUAUUUAUUGAUUUUUUUUUUUAAAUUUAUUUUUUAAUUUUACUUUUUUUGUAACCACGGCUUCAAAGGUGGACACCGUCUUCUCCUCACUUUCCCUGCAUUUCUUCAAGAAAGAAAUGGAAGAGGGCUCCAGUUCUCCGGUGUCCCCUGUGGAUAGUCUGGUGACCAGCGAGGAGGAGCUGGACAGACAGCAGAAACGCUUCGGCAGGAAGAGGAGACACAGCAAGAAGUCCAGCGAGGACAGCAGCAGCAGCAGUCCCGGUCCGGUCAAACGGGGCAAAAAGCCGAGCCCGAGCAGCACGCAGUCGUACGAGGACCUGCAGAACCAGAGAGUCCUGGCCAACGUGCGGGAGCGCCAAAGAACUCAGUCUCUCAACGAGGCCUUUGCGUCUUUGCGCAAAAUUAUCCCCACGCUGCCGUCGGACAAACUGAGUAAGAUCCAGACGCUGAAGCUGGCGUCCAGAUAUAUAGAUUUUCUCUGUCAGGUGCUGCAGAGCGACGAGAUGGACAGCAAGAUGUCCAGCUGCAGCUACGUUGCGCACGAAAGACUCAGUUACGCGUUUUCCGUGUGGAGGAUGGAGGGCGCCUGGUCCAUGUCAGCAUCCCACUAGCACCCACAGAACUACACUUACCAUGCCAAAGCGACUGUUUACUUGUACAGAAGACCAGAGUGGAUUAAUGAAGAACCAUCAACCUCAAAGGUGGACUCACUAAAUGUGACUUAAACUCUUGCAAAAGGAGGUCUUUGUUUGUUUGUGUUUUGUUAUUGUAUACUAACCAUUUUGUUGUCCAGAGACUUUAAAACCAAAGUAUAAAUAUAUAUAUAAAUGAAUGCAUAUUGUACAUACCAGUGUAAUUACACUUAUAUAAAGGGAAUAAUGCAAUUUAGAGUCAUUUGCUGCAUGGAUUUAUUUCAUUCACAUUCUACACAUUCCGUCCGUCCAAUGUACAUUUUUGCUUAUUUAUUAAAAUACAUAUUUUUGAAUGAAACAGUUGAAUUGAUUUGAUUUGUAAAUGAAAAUUACUCUCUGUUUUAUAAUUACAUUUGUGUUUGCAGCUGCAAAUGCCUUCAUUUUUAUCUAAUGGCAACAGAUUUGGUUCAGACCAAUAAAUAUCAGCGGUGUAGUC